Molecule: messenger RNA, 896 nt
Organism: Andrographis paniculata
Lineage: Eukaryota; Viridiplantae; Streptophyta; Magnoliopsida; Lamiales; Acanthaceae
Product: eukaryotic translation initiation factor 4E-2-like
Exons: 5
Coding region: 127-834 (235 amino acids)
Biological process (GO): translational initiation
Cellular component (GO): eukaryotic translation initiation factor 4F complex; cytoplasm
Molecular function (GO): translation initiation factor activity; RNA 7-methylguanosine cap binding
Source: RefSeq, a predicted model, not a curated record
GUAUAAAAUAUCAAGGGAUAAAACUGUAAUUUCAGUCAACAGUGGACUGUAUAUAUAAACUCAGGUGAGGGCACGCAUGGCCUUGAAUUAUAACUGAAACCCCAACAGAAACACGAAAAAGAGGAGAUGGUUGAUGAAGCUGAGAAAUUGGCGAGCGCAGCCGUCAAGGAGGAAGGAGAGGAAAGCGCACUGGUAAAAUCCAAGUCGAAGGAGGAUGAGGAGAUCGGCGAUAAAUCAGGCGGAGCUACAGCAGCUGCGGCGGCGCCGACGGCUGCGAACGUAGCUGCUCCGCCGCGUGCUGUGCAUCCUUUGGAGAAUGCUUGGACGUUCUGGUUUGACAAUCCUUCCGCCAAAUCGAAGCAGGUGGCUUGGGGAAGCUCCAUUCGGUCUAUAUAUACCUUCUCCACCGUCGAAGAUUUUUGGAGUGUUUACAAUAAUGUGCACCAUCCAAGCAAGCUUGCAGUUGGAGCAGAUUUUUAUUGUUUCAAAAACAAAAUUGAGCCAAAAUGGGAAGAUCCUGUUUGUGCUAACGGGGGGAAGUGGACAGUCAGUUUCUCCAGGGGCAAAUCUGAUACCUGUUGGCUCUAUACACUUUUGGCUAUGAUUGGAGAACAAUUUGAUUAUGGUGAUGAAAUAUGUGGGGCAGUUGUCAAUGUCCGGGCUAGGCAGGAGAAAAUUGCUCUGUGGACAAAGAAUGCUGCAAAUGAAGCUGCUCAGCUGAGCAUUGGAAGACAAUGGAAGGAAUGUCUGGACUACAAUGACACAAUUGGCUUCAUAUUCCAUGAGGACGCCAAGAGGCACGACCGCGGUGCUAAGAAUCGUUACACCAUAUAAGCCAGGUGCUAGCUACAUUAGUCACUCACUACUAUUAGCCACCACACGCAGCCCAUCUGAAU